CUUUGCGUUUUUUAUUCAUAUUUGGCUUUACUGCGUUUGCAGAUUUAUCGCUCCUCUUUAAUGUAAAUCGUGAUCCACUAGCAGCAUUGAAAUCGUCUCACGAUUGAUUUCUUCCCAUAAUGCCACGCGUUAGUGCUCGCUGGCGCUGUCUGUGGUGCUGAAGCUGCUUUCGCCGGCGGCAAGAGACCUUGCUCCAGCAUCACCUCUGUGCAAAGGCGUGCUGGUCACCGAGAGACAACCGCGAUCACCUAUUUGUUUAUGUUUUUUUUUUUUUUGUCUCUGUUAACGCGUUUUAAUAAUCGGGAAUCUUUAGUGUUGAAUUAAGAUCCUCUAGUAUCCGUUCGCGCUUCUGUUUUUCGGCUCCCGUUUGGCUCGCAUCCUUUAUGCACAGCACGCUGCUCCAGCCCUUAAAGAGAACACAGGCAUCCGUGUUGGAACAGCAUGGCUUCCUGAGUGAGAUGGAAGCGAAGCAGCACUCGAUCAAGAGCUUAAAAAGCUAUCCGGAGGCUGGGGGCCGGAGUCUGGCGGCGGCAGCGGGUGGGGACGUCGGCGGCGGAGGUGGAGGGUAUCGCGUCGGCGGCGCGGAGAUGGAGAUGGAGGCGAAAAUACAGAAAGCGAUCGACUUCAAACUGGAGGGUCACCGGUGCUACAAGGAGAAAAAAAUCCGGGAAGCAAUUGGGAAAUAUCACAGGGCGCUACUGCAGUUGAAAGGGAUCCAUGUCGUCGAUGGGACCACCGGUUCCGAGGUGAACCUCCUGAACCAAGCCGCGGCCAAGCUGACAGAAGAGCAGCAGCGAGCGGUGGAGAGCACCGAGAUCGAAUGCUACGACAGCCUGACAGCAUGCUUGCUGCAGUCGGAGCUGGUGAAUUAUGAGCGGGUUAAGGAAUACUGUUUGAAGGUACUCGGACACCAGCAGGAUCACUUUAAGGCCAUGUACCGUGCUGGGAUUGCCUUCUACCACCUGGGAGACUACGAGUGUGCCCUGCGUUACCUACGCGAUGCCAAGUGCCGUGAACCCACAGACACAAACGUGCUGCGAUACAUCCAGCUGACGGAGAUGAAGAUGAGUAAGACCGGUCACCAGGUGCGUGAGAGUGGGAAAGAGUCAUUGGGUUAAUUCGGCCCGACCCCCCCUCCAUGCCACACCCUAAGCCUGAUAGAAAACCUCUCUACUCUAGUCUUUCCCCUUUUUCUCACCAUUGAUCCCUUGGACAACCAGGAUACAUGCGCUGUGCCCCUCUCUGAAAGCGGACUCAAACUGGCACAGCUACAGCACAGCUCCCCGCAACUGUCUUUUCUCGCUCUGAGAUCUCUCUGUCCCUUUAAAUCCAACGUCCCCGGUGCUUUUCAUUUCCCAGGUAUUGAGAAUUCGACUGAUGAACAGAGAAGACGAAGACGAAAAAAGAAGAAAUGCUGUCUUGUAAUGAAAUAAGCAAUGGGGGUCUGACAUUACAAUUUAAAAUCACAUGAUGGAUAUUAAAGCAUGGGUGCCAGAAUUGAAUAUGUAGGUAGAGAACAGAGUGAAAGCACACAUAUCAAAGCCACACAGCUACUUAAGCGCAGGUGAUGAAGGUCAAUGAUUAGGCUAGUGACCUUUGAACUCACUCAGAUUCAUUGAGAAGCACUCUCUCUGCUUAAUACAGAAGAGAAGCAGAGAGGUCACCAUUCAGUUCACGCUUACCUGCCAAUGUCUCUUACUUUCUGCCUCCUUUUUCUCUCUCUUGAAUUUGGGCAUAUCUCAACAUAAUUUCUGAACUGUUUCAAUUCAAGGGCUAAUUCAGUUGUUUGUAAUUUGUCCUUAGAUAUCGAUUUUGUUUUGCCUCUCGGUUUGCUGUACUAUAGUGGUUUGAACAAGUUGUUACCUUUCCCUUUACAACAUCCUCCGUACUGAUGUUAGCAGAUGUUUUGUGAACCUUGUUGUCCAUUUCCUUGUAUAGGACUGUCGCAUAGCCACCCGCCACCCACCCCCACCCAAAAGAGAAGAGCGCAUCCUGAUGAUGUCACGAUGGUUAUGCAGCCUGUUGGAAUAUUAUUAACUAAUGGAGCCAUAUUAAAAACUCUUAUGUUUCUACAAGAAACGGGAUGAACAACAUCUGAAGAGCUUGAUAGAGGUCUGCUAAACUUUAUAUAUCUACCAAAAAAGAUCAGUGUUACAAAACACUGGUAACUCUGAGAAUUGUAGUUUUGACAACCAUUAAUUAAGUGUCAUGCGUUUGUCCUCUUCUUAGUGUUAUGCUUUUUUUGUGCUUUGCUAUGGAAACUGAUGAUGUUUUGUUCAUUGAGGCAACAUCUCCAGCGGAUUCAUUUGAAUGUGGAGAAGUCUUUGACACCACAUGUCAUUCUGAGUCUAGUUUGGAUUAAUGGCUAUGAGGAGAUGAGGACAGACAGAUGAAAUUAUCCAUCUGCCCUAAUAUAAGACAGAUUUAAUUGUGUCAGUGGGACGCUGGGGAUGAUGUGCCAUGGUUUCAAAAAAGAAUACGCACUGAUGAGAUUCAGAACGCAUGGCGGGCCAUACAACCCCAUCUCUUUGUUUCCAGUGACACUUGAGGAAACUGAGGAAUAUGACGAUAAAAUAAGGUGCAUUCAGUUAUUUGUUCUUAAUUAAAUUGUUUUAUAUAUAAUAUACUUACAGGGAGUGGAACAUUGUGACUCCCAUGCAGUCAAGACUCUAGUCAUAUCUUCUGAUUUAUUCCACAUGGAGCGGGAUGCCCUCUCAUGGGGCUUCUAUGUCUUAAGACAACAACUUGUCUUACAAUAAUAAUUAUUAGUUCAUUAUUAUAUAGAACUUUGAAGUGCUCAAUGCAGAAAUGAAUGAAAAUGGAGUGAACAGAAAUGAAUAUAAAAACUUCAUUCAUCCACACCAGUAGGUGUCAGCAUAUACUUCUCUUGGGGUGAAAAAAUAUCUUGUGAAACGCAAAAACUUUUUGAGUGCGCUUUUUAAAGCAACACUGUAAAUGUUGUGGCUCUAACAGUUAAUAAACAGAACUGCACUCAUCCCGCGGAAGAACAUUCUAACCCGAGCUACUUCUCCAAGUUUAUGUCUAUGGCGAUUCACGCGGGUCUGUGUUACUCGGCAGGGGUGACAACCCGAACAGGAUACAAUAGUCCAAAAAUAAUCACUUAUUAUAAAUCUACAGUAGUGAUUUAGGAUAAGAAACAAAUCCGGUUCGGUAGAUUCAUUUAUGAUUUACUCGCUCAUUAUAUACAUUUAGUUAAUUUUGAACAAAGUUACAUAGUGUUGCUUUAAUGCUCAAAACAACUCUAGAUGAUGUUGUAAUGAAUAGAUUGGCCAGAGAAAUCAAGUCUCUUUACUGUACUAUUCUAAUCCAGUCUCGUGAGAAAACAUAACUAUUUUAUGAGGUGCCGUUUUUGCUUGAAUUUGCAAAGUUUGUUUACAAAAAUGUAAGCAUAAAGGUCCAUCCCUAAACCCACCCAAAACCUAACCUUCAAUGGGACGUAAGAUGAUAGUAUGAAAAUGUACAAACAAGGUUACAUGAAUUAGACACCAAGAAGUAAAAUAGUUUGGAGUUGCCAUGAGAGUGUGUUGGCUGUUUGACGCUUCCCUCUUUUCCAGCUCUAUCUCUUGUCUCUGUUUUGUGACAGUUCUCUCUCCACCUUACCUUCGAUAUGUUCUUUUGAUUUCUGUAAAUGGUAAAGGUCAUAUUGUCUGUAACAGAGCCAUGCUGACAACACUGAUGUCCUGUAAAGGAUCUCGGUCAUCACUGCUUCGUUCAGCUGUGGUCCAUAUGUCCCCAUGUGCUGGAUCUCUUUCUACACAGAUGGAGAAACAUCAAAUCUGACUGUUGUCUACAGACAACAUCAAAAGCACAAACUGGUUCAUGGACAAGCAGAUAAACUUACUGUACUUUUUCUUGGAUGUCACUUGAGGUAUGUGUUUGUUGAAUGUGAAAGUAGACUUGUGCGGUUUUAAAGACAUUAAAAUGGUUGUCGAAAGCUUUACUUUAUUAAAUUGUUUUUUGUCGAUAUGUGAGAGAGCAAAAGAGAAGGAUAACUAAAGGAUAUUUAUGGAAAAAUAUAUUUAACAUUUGUGAGAGGCAGCUUUAUACCUGUGUAUACUGUAUGAUCAGUUUUCCUCUUGUAUCUUGGCUUGUUUGUGAUGUCUUAGCCUUGUUUUUGUCUGAUUGGCAGUCUGAGGAUUCAGGGUUUGCCCUUUGACCUCCAGAAAGAAAGGUCAUCCGGGGUGGGUCAGGAGAGAAUGGCAAGGGAUUUUGCAUAUGAGGAAGAAGGGGUGAGGGUACCCUACUGUCCUGAAAGAGAGAGACAAAUCCACUGUUUUUUUUCUGGUUUUCUUGCCUGUUCUGGAGAGAGAGAGACUUUGACCCUCUGGUUGUUCUGGUUAUAAUGUUAAUGCAUUACUGCGGUCAUUCAUUGCUUCUUUGGGAAGUACUGUACAUACUUCCGCCAGAUAUUACAAGACCUGCCGACUGGUUAUGUUUACCUGCAAGUUCAGGAAUGCACUAUUGAUUGCUAAUUGAAGUCUACAAAUAAAGUUUAAAAAGAGAAACUA
This is a messenger RNA of Carassius gibelio (silver crucian carp), 4529 nucleotides long. RefSeq names its product tetratricopeptide repeat protein 9A-like. Gene Ontology annotation, molecular function: protein binding. The transcript is spliced from 3 exons. The record is from RefSeq and is a predicted model, not a curated record. The coding region runs from base 384 to 1118 and encodes 244 amino acids. NCBI's taxonomy places the organism in Eukaryota, Metazoa, Chordata, Actinopteri, Cypriniformes, Cyprinidae.